CCCAAUGGCUCUGAACUUCUACAAAUUUUUGCGCUCACAGUGGACUCAGUGCUGUGCUCUUUGGCACCAUCAACCGCACUUGUAAUUGUAGGGCGUGUGAGUUUAUGUGGCCCAGUAUGUACAUGGGUUGCAACCAAACGCUGAGCGGGAGCUCUGGGAACACUUACAGAUAUAGCUACGCAGUAUUCCGGCUUGCCCCUCCCCACUCGGCCGUCCCGCGCCGCGCCACCGAAUCGUGAGUUUCAUGCUGGCACAGGGCGAGUUGAUGCAAGUUGAGGGAGAACUGGGGCUAGCGAGGGGUUCCGUUGAAAGACAGUGGGGUGUGUGUGUGUGGAAGGGGCGGAGCGGGCCAAGCGCACGGCGACCCGCCCCGUCCAUCACAAGGCCACGGGAUUUACUUGACAUGGAUGGCACUACCUGCUCACACUCGCGUGGCUGCCGACUGCCACGCAAACUCCUGUACGGCUGAGGGGUGUUGGGGGUGCCGUACACGAGUUAGUUGGUAGCUGUCCUAGAACCUACCUUGUGCUAGUUUUUCCUGGUAGUCCGAAAAGCGCUGGGCUGCGUUCAUCCAGCGCGACCGCGCGCUCCACCGCGUCGCCAAGCAGCUCACGGGCGGCAGGGCCAAGGAGGAGGUGGUGGUGGGGUGGGGUUCGUGGGCCUUCCAGAGAGGGAAGGGCGGCUCCCCCAUCUCCGUCAGGGGCGGGCGCGCGCCGACGGGGCGGCUCAUCAAGCUGCUCCGUGAGCGCUACGCCAAGCAUGUGUUCAUCAUCGAUGAAUACGAGACCUCCAAGACCUGCUACAACUGCGGGUGUCAGGAGAUGGCCAUCAAGCGGCUUGGGGGGCUGAAGGAGGGGCAGCGGCCCUGGUCGGUCAAAGUCUGCAACGACUGCUUGACGACCUGGAACCGCGACGUCUCCGCCGCCAACGUGAUCCGUGUGCUCCUCCUGCUGAAGCUGAUGGGCUUCGAGCGGCCGACCAAGCUGCGGCGGCCGCCAUGGCCGCCGGCGGCGGCGGGGCCGGGCUGAGAGCCUGAACGGCGCUAGCAGGGCGUGGGGCUGAGGGUGAUCUCACGGUACGAGGUCGACAUGGAGAUGGAAGAGAAGGCGCUCGUCAUGCCCGUGGCGACCAGCGGUUACGACCUCAUGAACGAGCGGCUGGGCCCUGAGGGCCGCUCGGCGCGCUCAGUCAAGGCGGCGGAGACCCGGUACGGCGGCGUCGGCUUUGGCGCCGGCAUGGCCAAGGAGCUGGGCCCUGAGGGCCGCUCGGCGCGCACAGCGGCGGCGGCGGAGACCCUGGGCCCUGAGGGCUGCUCGGCGCGCACAGCGGCGGCGUGGAAGAAGCGUGGAAAGCCCGUGGUCGCUGCCCACACUCCACGCCAGGGUGGCGGCUGUGCCAAGUGCGGCGCCACCAAGACCGUCGGCCGGGGCCUGUGCAAUCGGUGCUAUAAACGGGAGUGGCGGAAGACCAAGUGAACGGUGACGGCGGUGUUGGGGUGCGCGAGAUAGGGCAGCGUUUGGAAAGAGGCUGCAGCCUCUCGGCCACUGAGGACAAUAAGUUUGCAUGGAUCCGGGCAUUUGUUUCGGCUGUGGACUGCAACUGGCAGAGGGUUGCGCCUCUGCCAUUGGGGGCGUAGCGUCUGCACCUAUUGUGGCCCCGACUGGUCUGGGUCUGGUACCGGUAAGGGACUAAGGGCCCCAUACCGUACCUUGCUGCCUCGUGCAAGCAAGGCUUUCCGUACCGGUAUAUAGUUGCUGGAAACCCCCGGUCGUUAGGAGACUCGAAUCUAAGCAGGUGUUGGUUUGAUCGCCUGCAUGCAUGCCUGAGCAGCGCCAAGGCUAGUGAACAGGUGAAGUUGUGUGCUGACUCAGGGCUGAUGUGCCCCUGUUGCCGCUGGCGUGGGCCCGUGCCGCUGCAUCGUGAGGCCAAGUACCGAGCACAGCAGCAGGGUGAGCGAUGGAGGGCUCAAUGGCUAGGUUUGCUCUUGACUGGUGAGGGAUCGGCCUUACUGCGCCCCACAUCCUUCAAGGUGCCCCGCGCAAUAGGCGGGAGGGGGGGGGUGACAGCGCGGUGCCUGUUGUAAGUUUGUAACAGUGAGCGUAU
Messenger RNA from Chlamydomonas reinhardtii, 2103 nucleotides. RefSeq lists its product as uncharacterized. The transcript is spliced from 3 exons. The record is from RefSeq and is a predicted model, not a curated record. NCBI's taxonomy places the organism in Eukaryota, Viridiplantae, Chlorophyta, Chlorophyceae, Chlamydomonadales, Chlamydomonadaceae. The coding region runs from base 1089 to 1475 and encodes 128 amino acids.